CGAGCCUAUCCGCAGAACCGUCCGAGAGCUGCUGCAGCAGCCCCGCGCGCGCCUGCUGAGGAGGAGGAGUCCGUGAUCGCGAUCCCGCUCGAGCACCCCGCGCUCGGGUCGCCGCGAGAGGAGGGCACUGCGCCGGGCGAAUACCCGCUGCUGACACUGCCGGAGCAGAGGCAGAAGAGGCACUCGGCGUCGACGAGGGCGAGCUUGCAGGUCGAGAGAAGUGGGAGUCCGACGGGCACGAAUAGGAUCUCGUUGCCGAGGAGUGUCAGUAUUGAUAUUGCGAGGAGCAAGAGUGGUGAAUCGUCGCCGUUAUCACCUUUAUCGCCUGGUUUUAAACUUGAUAAGGGGAAGGGGAAGGCUGUUGAGGAGGAGGAUCAGAUUGCACCAGGCACCUAUCAACAGAAUACCUAUCAGGAGCAAGAGACUAUCACUGGGUUAGAAGGACAGAAUAUAUCCCAGCUCCCAACCAAACCAGUACCGGGAAUAUCUUUUGACAGGAAAACAACCAUGUCCAACGAUCUCGAACCUGGGCCACCGCCCCAGAACACCUACAAUCCCGGCGGGACAUCCCACCUCCCCCCGAACGCCUCGCUCACCUCCCUACCCGAAGGCCUCGGGCCCGCACUCUCCUCCAACAACACCUCUAUCAUCGGUUCUGACGGUCCCGCCGCCAAUCCCGCCGAAGAAUGGGGACCCGCGCACCCCUGCUUUCCACACCCAAACCCUCACGUGCCCGUGACCUCUCCGCUCUACCACACCACACGCAUCAUCCGCAUCCGCCGCGACUGGAUGCUCGAGGGCGACCUGGCCCCCACCUUCUCCAACCUCUACCCCGAGAUCCUCGAUCCGGCCGGCGUCUCCGAACAGGAUUUCCGCGCGCUCAUCGACCGCAUCAACCGCGAGUUGAUCCCGGCCUUCAACCCCCGCAGCUGGCGCAACGUCCUCGAUGGUGUCCUGUCCCUGCUCACCGGCUGGGCCUGGGAGGACAUGGGCUGUUCGGCCGUGAAGACCCGCCUCGCGAGGCUGGAACGGUAUCUGGAUGAUUGGAACCGCGAGAUGGAGAGCAGGUGUAAGGAGGGUGGUCCUGGAAGCGCGCCGAGAGUCCUAGAUAUCCAAGUCCCAGACCCGGAAAUCUCGUACCCAGCCCCAGUCUCAGAGAUCGGGGAUGUGGUGGUAGAGGGAGAAGCUAGCGCCGGCUAG
Molecule: messenger RNA, 1200 nt
Organism: Amorphotheca resinae ATCC 22711
Lineage: Eukaryota; Fungi; Ascomycota; Leotiomycetes; Helotiales; Amorphothecaceae
Exons: 3
Biological process (GO): protein targeting to membrane; peptidyl-L-cysteine S-palmitoylation
Cellular component (GO): extrinsic component of endoplasmic reticulum membrane; endoplasmic reticulum palmitoyltransferase complex
Source: RefSeq, a predicted model, not a curated record